Molecule: messenger RNA, 582 nt
Organism: Epithele typhae
Lineage: Eukaryota; Fungi; Basidiomycota; Agaricomycetes; Polyporales; Epitheliaceae
Exons: 2
Coding region: 1-582 (193 amino acids)
Source: RefSeq, a predicted model, not a curated record
AUGAAUACGUGUUUACAUACUACGUGCCAUGCGCAGAAACAGGAACAGCGCAAACGUAAAAGCGCGGGUACGAAGUGGGCAGAGCCGAAGUAUGAGACCGCAUUCACUGAAAACACGGCCUCGGACGAUGAAGACAUGUCGGAGAGCGAGGUCGUGGCUGGAGAGAAGACUUGUUAUGUCAGUCGGCCGCCGUGGUUCCGAUCAGCAAUGCUUCAGGAGUGCUACGACGAUCUCGACCUGCGGAACGAUCCUGAGCCAGAUCGCGCAGCUCUGCUCAUCAAGCGGAGGAAGGGACCGGUAAAACUCACUGCUGUACCUCCGAGGGCGCAGACGCUGAAGAAUCGCCUGCGCGUGUGGAUGAUCACCGAGGACGCUCUCGAAGGGAACCCGCACUGGUUGACGGGGGGCCGAGUCGCACAAAACGGGAAGUUGUGGGGAGAUGAAGACGAUCCAGUGGACGAUAGCACAGCGAGAGGAACGAAGAGGAAGGGGGAUUCGUCCAAGAACAGUGGUGGUAAGAAAAAGAAGCGUCCUGCUGAGGACAUGAGUAAGGUACAAGCGGCUAGGGUUCACCACGGGUGA